ACGAGCGAGUCUGAAACGCCGCAGCCCUGGUGUAGGUACUGUGCGCGUUGCAAGUAAAUUUUUGACUGCCUUAUUUUCUGAACUAUUCUGCCAACUGUGCGAACAAAUAGCAUAGUUGCUGUGCCGCAGUUUGCAUUGCGCAACAUAUAAACGUCUCAUCAGAGCGCUGUGCCGUGCUGAAACGCGAUUGUAAACAUGUCCGAACGCUCCAAAGGUGACGUGUCGUCGUCGUCGCGCGUCAACAACAAUGCAAAUCGAAUUGUUAAAAAUCCACUGCUCAGCGCCUCCGUGACGGGUCUCAGCUAUGAUGACUUUCCCAAUAAGCCGCUCCUGUUGCCAGCGGCACCGCCUGUGGUGCACCAUGCACCACCCGCACAGCCAGCUAACGCUCUCAUCGCUGGCAUUCUCAAACGCGAGCCCAAAACCCUGGUGACCGUUGGACAGCCGUCCGGUAUUGACGAGAGCGAAGCGCUUGACGAGAUUAACUUGAACGCCAGCAGCAGCGACGACUCGGUGACAGCAGCGAACGCAUCCAACAAUCCAUAUCAGAGCGUUGCGGAUGCCAAUGCGAAUCCGUUGCUAGAGCCGCCGCUUGCCGCAGACUCUCUGCUUAGCCAGGCGGCGUCCUCGUUUGGCGCCCUGCCCUCGGUGGCCUCCAACGUCUUCUCGACGUUCUCGAAGCGCAUAUACGCGGGCACACGGGAAGCGGACGAGGCUCAGCCUCAACUGGAUAUACAGCCAACUUAUAUACAGCAGGCGGGUCAAGUGCACGCAGCAGCUGUUGCGCCACCGCCCUUCUACGCCGCACCACCGGCACAUGCUGGCGAGGCUGCACCAGAGCCACCGAAAUUCUAUGCACCCACAGAGGUGCCAGGCCUAGCAGCUGGCACUUUGCCACCGCCGCCCCCAUCGGCUGGACAGAACACUUAUCGCAUCAGCGCCAGGAAGAAACUAUACGCGCCUAUACCGGGACUCUCGGAGCAGCAACAGCAGCCAGUGCCAGCUGCUGAUCCCUUUCAAGCACCACCAUAUCCCCCACAGCCAUCGGCAGCAGGCGCAGCAACUUACGAGCAGCCUGCUCCACUGCCCGUUCAAGAGGAACGCAAGAGUGGUGGCCUCUUCUCGCUCACUAAUCUAGUGCCAUCUGGCGUGUUACAGAACAUUUCGGGCCUUGUGCAAUCGGCCACAGGCAGAAGCAACGAGCCUGCGGCACCGCCACCACAGACCGCCUACAAUCCAGCUGAUUCUGUUGGCUACUUUGAGAUCAACACAUCCUCUGCUGCCGUUCCGCAGCCGUUUGCAAACUAUUUUACGCCAGCAGCUCCGUCGGCUGCUGCAGAUUAUUUCGCGCCAUCCGCAGCACCACCCACUGUAGGUGGUUACUUCAAUCCUGCCGCAGUUGCUGCAACGCCGGCUAAUUUCUUUACGCCAGCAACAGCGGCUAGUGGACCAGCAACACCUGUACAGCCAUCAGCAGCAUUUGCACCACAGGCAUUUACUCAGCCAGGAGCAGUCUCACAGCAACCCGCUGUCUCUCAGUCACAAACAGUCGCGCAGGUACCACCAUCAGUGGCAGCAGCAGCACCACCACCACCAGCAGUAGUAGGAGCACCGCCACAAGCGGCAGUAACAGCAGGACCACCACCAACAGCAGGAGUCGGAGCAUCGCCACAAACGGCAGUAGCAGCAGCACCACCAUCAGGAGUAGGAGCAACGCCAGGAGUUGAAGCCCCACCACCAGUGGUAGCAACUGAAUCAAAGGCAGCAACAGCUGUAGUACCACCACCAGGUGCAGCAGGAGCACCACCGCAAGCGGCUCUUGCAGCAGCUCCACAAACGUCAGCAGGAGCAGCACCACCACCAGCGGCAGCAGGAGCACCACCGCAAGCGGCAGUUGCACCACCUCCACAAACGUCUGCAGGAGCGCCACCGCCAGCGGCAUUUGCAGCACCUCCACAAACGUCAGCAGGAGCAGCACCAGCUCCAACGGGUGCAGCAGCACCACCGCCAGCAGCUGGACCUGCUCACUCGUCGUAUCGCCUGCAGAAGGGUACGCGUCUCUACAAGAGUCCACUGACAGCGCAGGAAACAGCGCAGGCUCCAACCGCCUUUGGUCAGCCCACAGCAUUAGCAGCCACGCCCUUUGCACCCUACACAGCACCCGCUGCUAUUUUUAAUCCCUUUGGUGGAACAGAGCCAAAAGAAGUUGAACUAUUUGCAGCACCAACUUCAUCAGCUGCACCAGCGCCCAGCCAGGAAGUUCCUCUGUUUGCAGCUGCAGCACCACCAGCUGCGCCAGCAACAUCGCUCUUUACACCACAGACAUCGACGGGGCUCUAUCAGCCGCACGAAGCCAGUGCACCAGCUGCCUCGCUCUUUGCGCCAGCACCAUCCGAUAAAGUUCAGGAGGCUCCUCUCUUUUCCAGCUCGACUGAAGCAAAACAAGAACUUCUAACGGACACAAGCAACAAUCUUUUCACGUCGCAGACUCAGAGUGCAGAGCUGAACAGCACUUCAAAUCAAAGUCAGGAGGUUACACUAUUUGCUCCGGCUUCAACUUCAGCUGUUUCGGAGGUUCCAUUAUUCCCAACAUCGCAGAGUUUGCCCAUAUUCUCACAAGGACCAACAGCAACUCUAUUCACGCCACAGUUGGAUGUCAAGCCAGAGCCGCAGCAGACAAAUCAGCAAAAGGAAUCAGAGCAGGAAACUUCCUUGGUUAGUGCACCAGCACCACCAACAGUUGAAGCUGAUCAGCCAACCGCUAGCAAGGUCGACGAACCAAGUCAAGAGACUCCCAAAACACCGCCAACUGCUUUAUUUCAAGAACUUUCAGCAGUGCCUGUCUUUUUUCCACCUAUACGAACAGCAACGACUGAAGCUGGUGAAGAAACUCCAUUAUUUGUGCCAGUACCAGCAGCAGCAGGCACUGCUGAAGCGGGUCAGAGCGUAGAGCUUUACCCACCUGCGGCAACAACAACAGCAGAGUCCGAUUCAAAGAAUCAGGAAGCUAUAGCAGAAACAAGCGCGCCACAGCCAAUCUUUAACGCCAACAGCCUCUUUGCACAGUACACAGGGCACAGUACAGGUGGGCCGGUUCAGGAGGCUCUAGAAGUAGCAGCACCACAGCCAACUACCACAACAACCGAUUUAUUUGCACCACCUGCGCAGGCACCGGCCGCUGUCUCACAUCUGCCCAGCGUUGCGUUGACCACUCAGACAACAACCACAUUCUUUAAUCCGUUUGCACAGACAGUAACCACACCGCUGCCCCAAGAUCCGUUGACACCGCCCAUUGGCUUUGUGGAGCCCAGCACUCAAGCAGACGGCAACUCACUUUUCGCCGCACAGACUAUUGAGCCGGUGUUACCAGAAGCAGAGACUGCAAAACCUGCAACAGUAGCAGCAGCAGCACCGCCGCCGCCACCACCACAAGCAGCGGCCAACCAGGACAACGCCUCACAGGCGAAUCCAUUCCGUAGAGCCGCCGAACCAGCACCCACAUCAACAGCCGCGGCUGCUCCUUCGGCUCUGCUUAGCUUCUUUACGCCGGCAGGGAACGGCAACGAUUUCAAUUUCUUUGGAACAGCUCAGCAGGCGGGACAGUUUCCGGAGUUGCCUCCAUUGGAUAACGUAGCACCACCCGCACUAGCGCAAGAGCCGCCGGCUGGUGACACCGCCACGCCUCAUUCCACUCAGGCACUUGGCUUUGAGCGACUGAUCAGCGACUCUCAGCAAGCUGCACAGCAAACGCAAAAUUCAAACGAACAUUUUUAUCAAAAUUCAAGUGUGAACACAUUUUCGGGCUAUUUCGGUAGCCCCGUAGAGGGGUCAGGGCCAGUCGCACAGCCUCAAACACAGCCAGAGCCACAGCAACAGCAACAGUCGCUGACUGGCUGUAAUUCGGCCAAUUUCUUUGAUCACUUUGCCGCCGGCGGACAGGGGCAGGAGGAUCAACGCAUACAGAACUUCUUUAACAAUCCUCCGCUGCAGGAUCAGCCAGCCGCACCGGGUGAACUCAAAUACGAUAUUGUGCACAGCGGCUUGCCAAACAAGCGCUUCGAGCAGCGCUCCCAAACGUCUGUCUCCAACGUUGUGGAGCCGCCCUCAUCUGCCUGCUCGGAGUUCUCCACAGCUGCACCGGGCUCAGCUGCCAAUCCAACAAAUAAUCAGCAUCAGGCCGAUCGCCAGUCCGAUUAUCUAUUGCAGUCACAUCUGGGCGAACUGCCCGAGGAGCUCCUGCAGCAACUGAGAAUGGCCAACGAUAAGAAUUCGUCCACGGUGCCAACUGGCGAAGCCUUGGUCUACACGCCCGUAUUGCCGCAUUGGUUCUACAAACGCAAUGUGGAUGGUAAAUUCGUGUGGACACCAUUUAGUCACUAUGACUCAGCGCUGCUGGAAACUAGCCUGAAUAGCGAGGAAACCGAUUCAUCAGUCAUUGUGCCCGUCGAGGGCGGUCGCUACGAUGUCAACAUCAAAGAGCGCACCAAAACACCCGUCUAUUGGGAGGGAAAGGCCAUUGAGGUGCGCCGCUGUUCCUGGUUCUAUAAGGGCGUCGAUGGUAAAUAUGUGCCCUACGCGGAGCAAACUGCAGAAGCACUUGAGAUGGAGUAUAGGCACGCGACCGAAACAAACGAAUGGCAUAAAAAGAUACCGCUGGCCAAUGGUGAGCAGGUGACCAUGCAUGGACCCAAUGUCAUUGUCCACUUCAUGCCACCCUCGCCCGCCGAUACAUGGGGAAGCAGCGUGCAAGGCACGUCACGGCCGUUGGUCGUGAAACGGGAUUUGAAUGACUUUAAGAUACAACAGGGCGAAUCUCAGCGUGUGGAUCAUUUGCUGUUCAUGGUACAUGGCAUUGGCUCGGCUUGUGAUCUAAAGAUGCGCAAUGUCGAGGAAGUCGUGGAUGAUUUCCGAUACAUUGCCCAGCAGCUGGUGCAGUCCCACUACAAGAACUCCACGGACAUGGGCCUAGUGGGACGUGUGGAAGUGCUGCCUAUUGAAUGGCAUGGUCAUUUGCACUCUGAAGAGCUUGGCAUUGAUGAGAAGCUGAAGUCCAUUACCUUAGAGUCCAUACCACGAUUGCGCAACUUCACAAACGACACGUUGCUAGAUGUGCUCUUCUAUACCAGUCCCAAAUACUGUCAGAAGAUCAUGAACACGGUGGCUGAUGCCUUGAAUGAAACCUAUCUAAAGUAUCGAAUGCGACAUCCGGAAUUCAAUGGCGGUGUCUCGCUGGCUGGCCACAGUCUCGGCUCGUUAAUACUCUUUGAUCUGCUGUGUCACCAGGAGCCGCUCAAGGAGAGCGAAGAGGAAAAUAAGCUAAAUAUUCAACAGGAGAAUCCUGAUCAACUACCACAGAAGAAGGGGACCGAAUCGAAAAACGUACAACUGCCCAACAACGAUGCAAUGAUGCCCAAGCAGGUCAGCUACGCCAUGGGCAUUGGGCCGGCUGGCACUGGGCAGCCGGUGAUCAACUACACGCAGCUAAUUUUCCAUCCAAAGAAGUUCUUUGCUCUGGGCUCACCCAUUGGCAUGUUUGUGACCAUACGUGGCAUCGAUAAGCUCGGCCUUGACUUUCGGCUACCCACAUGUGCGGGCUUCUACAAUAUAUUCCAUCCUUUCGAUCCGGUUGCGUAUCGUAUAGAGGCGCUAGUCAAUCCGGAUAUGAAAGGCAUUCGCCCGGUCUUGAUUCCACAUCACAAAGGACGUAAGCGCAUGCAUCUUGAGCUGAAGGAGACAAUGACACGCGUCGGAGCGGACAUAAAGCAACGAUUCAUGGAUACGUUCAAGACGACAUUAGAUAGCGUCAAUUUCUUGGCUACGGUGACCAGGGUCAAGAAGGAGGCCGAGGAGACGCUGGAAAAGGAAGUCAACUCAAGUAAUUCGCAGAUAUUCCAUAAACAAAGUGAGGACACGGAUGAUUUAUCAACAGCGACCACUUCUGCGCAUGCGCGUAAUCGUACCGAUUCAGAGUCCACGACAGCGUCAGAUCCUGAAUUUAUUGAGCUUGAUUUUCCGCUGGGUAAAUUGAAUGACUCGAAACGCGUGGACUACGUGCUGCAGGAGGCGCCACUGGAGUUCAUCAACGAGUAUAUUUUUGCACUCAGUAGCCAUGUGUGCUAUUGGGGCUCUGAGGACACCAUAUUGUUUGUGAUGAAGGAAAUCUAUGCGGGUUUGGGCAUAAGCACCGAUAGCCAAGUACCACAGCAAACUAUGACCAUAGAGAGGCCCAGCUCACGAAGUAGCAGUGUCGGUCCGUCGCUAUUGCCGAUCAAAAUCAUACAAAGAAUUUUUAAAAUGUGCAACUCUAACUUGGUUAAUGGUUUUAUGAAAUUAAGAAGAAGGACGGCAUUGACAAGAAUAUUCAUUAAUGAAAAUGAUCCGCAAAAGAACGUUAAUCUAAGGAGCUUGACAAACAGUUAAUGUCUAUAUAUACACAAACUAUUCAUUGCAUAUCCUCUUUGUGUGCUGUUGUUCUUUUUGUAAUAACGCGUUUAUAAUAUAACUUCGUAAUUUGUAUGCUAAAUAAAGUGUAUGUCUAUUAAAAUUAAUCAAUAAAUAGCGAUUCAGCAGAAAUAAA
Drosophila mojavensis is the source of this 6577-nucleotide messenger RNA. RefSeq names its product proline-rich protein 36 (gene PAPLA1). Gene Ontology annotation, molecular function: metal ion binding. Gene Ontology annotation, cellular component: COPII-coated ER to Golgi transport vesicle. The transcript has 9 exons. The coding region runs from base 196 to 6420 and encodes 2074 amino acids. The record is from RefSeq and is a predicted model, not a curated record. Lineage: Eukaryota; Metazoa; Arthropoda; Insecta; Diptera; Drosophilidae.